Messenger RNA from Bolinopsis microptera, 1636 nucleotides. RefSeq names its product deoxynucleoside triphosphate triphosphohydrolase SAMHD1-like. Gene Ontology annotation, molecular function: dGTPase activity. The record is from RefSeq and is a predicted model, not a curated record. Lineage: Eukaryota; Metazoa; Ctenophora; Tentaculata; Lobata; Bolinopsidae. Gene Ontology annotation, cellular component: nucleus. Gene Ontology annotation, biological process: dGTP catabolic process. Bases 5 to 1369 code for a protein of 454 amino acids. The transcript is spliced from 13 exons.
CACCAUGACAUACAUAUUCAAUGAUCCGAUACAUGGGACUAUGGAACUGAACAGAGUGCUGGUGGGUAUUAUAGAUACUCCUGCAUUCCAGAGACUCAGAAAUAUCAAACAGACUGGAGCAGUGUGUUUCGUGUAUCCAGGAGCGACACACACGAGGUUUGAACACAGUAUUGGUGUUUGUCACCUGGCAGGACAAGUUAUUGACAAACUGUCACAACAUGCUACUAUUACUCCUGUAGAUAAGCUCUGUGUACAGGUUGCUGGAUUACUGCACGAUGUUGGACACGGACCAUUCUCUCAUCUGUUUGACAACUCUUUCAUUCAAGAGAUAUCAUCUGCUGAGUGGUCACACGAACUGCAAUCCUGUAGAAUAUUUGAUCACAUCCUGAAAACCCACGAGGAAGUAGCAAAAUCACUAAAAGAUGCUGGCCUGACAGAUAUAGAUAUUAUCUUUAUAAAAGAGCUAAUUAACGCCAAGGAUUUCAAGUCUAAUAAUAAUCACGAGUGGUUGUUUAAGGGACGUCCAAAACAAAAGAGUUUUCUCUAUGAGAUAGUGGCAAAUGAACGAACUGGUAUAGAUGUUGAUAAGUUCGACUACUUGCUGAGAGAUUGUUAUUAUCUUGGAGUUAACUGCACUCUUGACUGGAGGAGAUUGGUACAUAUGAUGAGGAUAGUUGAGAAGGAUGGCCAAUUCAGGAUCGCUAUAAGAGACAAGGAAAAGGACAACGUGUUCAACAUGUUUUAUUUGAGGAUGCAUCUACGGAGGAUAGCAUACCAACAUUCCACUGUUGGUGCAGUCGACUUCAUGAUACGAGAUGUUUUGAAGCUGUGUAACGAUGUGAUAUUCCCAGAUACUCUAUUAUCAGAUACUAUCCAUCAUAUAGAUAAAUAUCUGAGACUAAAUGACUGUAUUCUGGACCUCAUAUCCAACAUGGAUCAUAGCAACCACAGUCCUAAUCAUCUCAAUCAGGCUAAGAAAUUGAUUGGCCGAUUACGGACCAGACGAUUAUACAACAUGGUCGCUGAAACCCCUCCCUCAACCGAAGAUUUUAAGGAUAAGAUAAAGAUACUAGGGGAGAUAGUUGGGGACGAAAACACCCUCAAAGAUCAGAUUAUUCUCUCUGAUCUAAGUCUUAAUUUCGGGAAGUGGGGUGCUUCUGGCGACCCGCUGGAGUCAGUACUUUUCUAUGACAAACAUGGCACCGUGCUCUCUGAUAAAUUCUAUAACGAGUUCAGUUUAUUCUCUCCGAGUUCUUGGAGUCAGAAACAACUUCGCUUUUAUUGCACCAGUGAAGAUCCAACAAUCACAGAGCUAGCUAAAAGAAAAUGUAACGAAUGGAUCGCCCGUGCGUUUCCUGACGGGCAGUAAUCCUUGAAGAGCAGACAUUUCUACCUGGACAACUUCGUUUAAUUGUGUUAUAUAUAAUAAUGUGUAAAGUAUUAUAUGAUUUCUUAGAGUAUUGGGUAUGCUGAUUUUAAUUUUUGUUUUGUCCUUUAUUUUUUAGGAGAUUAUUACUAUUAUCUAUUAACCGUUUAUUAUGUUUUGAUGUAUCACGCGCAACAGUAUAUUUGUGUACAUAUUAUUUUUGUUUGCUUACUAGGCUAGUCUUGGUUGUUUAUCUCAUGAUUGUAAGAA